AUGGAGCACUACGACAUCGCUGUUGUUGGCCUGGGUGCCCUUGGAAGCGGGGCUGCCUACCACUCUGCCCUCAAAGGCGCCAAAGUCAUCGCCUUCGAACAAUUCGAGUUCGGACACGUUCGCGGCGCCUCUCAUGACACUUCGCGUAUCGUGCGCACCUCUUACGAUGCACCGGAGUAUGCCAAGUUUGCCAAAUCCUCAUAUAAGGACUGGGGUGAGCUGGAGAAGCGCACCGGCCAGCAAUGGCUCACCAUCACCGGCGGGGUCAUCGUUUUCCCUAAAGGUUCGCAGAAACUUGCCCGUGAUUACACUCACAGCCUCGACGCCAAUGAGCACAGCUAUGAGCUCCUCACCUCGGAACAGGUCAAGGCCCGUUGGCCGCAGCUUUGUGUCCCCGUGGGUUCGCACACCAUCUAUACGGCGGAUAUGGGCAUCGUGCAUGCAUCUAAGUCCGUUGCGGCCAUGCAGUACAUGGCGCGGUCUAUGGGUGCCUUGUUAAAGGAGCACACGCGUGUGGAUCGUAUCUUGCCCCAGGCAAACGGUGCUAUUAUCGAGACAUCGCGGGGUCGAUUCUCCGCGGGCAAGGUGAUCAUCGCAGCUGACGCAUGGGCGAACAAGCUUCUCGCGCCGCUGGGUGCAGAUAUCCCGCUUGACGUGAUGCAGGAACAGGUCACGUAUUUCAAGCCGGAGAACCCAGAAGCAUACGAACCGGACCGAUUCCCCGUAUGGGCCUACGCCGCGGAAGAUGGAAAAUUCUACUACGGGUUCCCAGCAUAUGGUGAGCCGACACUCAAGGCAGGGCGGGAUAUCGCAUACAAUCGGAUGUCGCCGGAGGAGCGCACGUUCGUGCAUUCGGAGGAGUUGCUGCAGGAGCUGACUAGGCAUAUGGAGGGCUUUAUUCCCGGGAAAGGACGGGUGCUUCGAACUGUGACGUGUCAGUAUGCAAUUACGCCGAACAGGCAAUUUGUUAUUUCCCCGUUGGAGAAGCACCGGGAUAUUCUCAUUGGUUUGGGAGGUGGGCAUGCGUUUAAGUUUGCGCCGACUUUUGGCCGCGUGUUGGCGGAAUUAGCGAUUGAUGGGAAGACGAGUGAUGAUAUCUCCAAGUUUGGCAUUCCGAAGACUGCGCCAAUGAGUAAAAUCUAG
Messenger RNA from Penicillium crustosum, 1143 nucleotides. RefSeq names its product putative sarcosine oxidase. The record is from RefSeq and is a predicted model, not a curated record. Gene Ontology annotation, molecular function: sarcosine oxidase activity; flavin adenine dinucleotide binding. The coding region runs from base 1 to 1143 and encodes 380 amino acids. NCBI's taxonomy places the organism in Eukaryota, Fungi, Ascomycota, Eurotiomycetes, Eurotiales, Aspergillaceae. The transcript has a single exon.